This is a messenger RNA of Halteromyces radiatus, 3390 nucleotides long. RefSeq names its product Six-hairpin glycosidase-like protein. Bases 33 to 3236 code for a protein of 1067 amino acids. Lineage: Eukaryota; Fungi; Mucoromycota; Mucoromycetes; Mucorales; Cunninghamellaceae. Gene Ontology annotation, biological process: carbohydrate metabolic process. The record is from RefSeq and is a predicted model, not a curated record. The transcript has 12 exons. Gene Ontology annotation, molecular function: chitin binding; hydrolase activity, hydrolyzing O-glycosyl compounds.
UUUUGCUUCUAUUUCCUGCUACGUUGAUAUUAAUGGUGAACAGUUACUUUAUAACGUUAUUGUUUUUGGGAUUUGUAGGUUUUUUCCAUACUUCUUAUACACAUGAUAAUCAUAUAAAUACCCAAUUGGUCUUGAGUACGUCUCAGCAUUUGACAGGUUCUGACAUUCUUUCGCAACAUAGUAAUAUCAAUGAUGGAAAGAAAUCUAUCAAACAGUUUACAGGUGGUGAUACUUUGGCUUAUGUGACUCCUUGGAAUAAUAAAGGUUACGAUAUUGUCAAAAAGUUCAAAGGAAAAUUUGAUUAUGUUUCUCCUGUUUGGUAUAAUAUUCAAUCUCAACAGGAACGGUUUUUGAUCACUGGUGAACAUGAUGUUGAUAGAUCAUGGAUGGAACAAGUGAAAGGGAAGACUGCAUCUGGUGAUCUAGUGGGCAAAAUCGUACCUCGGUUUCAACUUGAAGGAUGGAAAUUGGAAGAUUAUCAACGUUUCAUUAAUGACAAGAAGAAAGCACAUCAGUUGAUAGAUUUAAUCAUGAAUCAAGUCAAACGAUACGAAUACGAUGGCGUGGUACUUGAAGUUGGUUAUCCUGUAGCACUUUUGUAUUUUCUGGAACACAUCUCACGAACACUUCAUGAAUUUAACAAGGAAUUGAUUAUCGUAUUACCUCCAUUACGACAAGAAUAUCAACAAAUGAUCACAGCAGAUAUUUAUCAACAUAUGGCGACAUUUGUGGAUCGAUUCAGUUUGAUGACUUAUGAUUAUUCGAGUUACCGCGCUGAUGGUGGACCGAAUGCUCCUAUUGAUUGGAUGAUGGACAAUAUUAUUGGACUUACAAAUGAAAAUAAUCGUCAUCAAUUACUUUUAGGAAUCAAUCUUUACGCCAUGUCAUAUCUUCCUACAAGGCCACCACAACCACUAGUGAUGAAUCAAGUAUUAGAAAGGUUGGCAGCACCACGAGAUACUUUAGAUGAUAACGAGACAGUCAUCAAUAUAGAAUGGGAUCAAGAGAGCGAAGAACAUUGGUUUGAAGAUCAGGAUGAAGAUGGAAUUAUACAAGGAAUCAUAUGGAUGCCGACAAUUAAGUCUCUUCAACGACGAAUUCAUUUGGCAGAAGAUUAUCAAGUUGGUUUAUCAUUAUGGGAAGUUGGUCAAGGUUUAGAUUACUUUAUGAGCUUAUUCUCGGUAAUUAUAAUGAACCGAAAAAGAAGGUCAGCGAGUUUGAAAAGUUUUGCAUUAAUAGCCUUACUUGGUGGAUUCAUCUCCAAUGUGGUAGUACAUGGAGCUAUGGAAGAAGAAGAAGAUGAUGAUGAUUCACCUAGUCCCAAGAUGUAUCCUCCUUUACCACCUAUUAAAGGUCCAUAUAUUGCACCCAUCACACCUAAAUACAACUAUGCCGAAGUCAUUCAUAAAAGUUAUUUAUUUUAUCAUGCUCAAAAAUCGGGUUAUUUACCUUAUCAACGUAUGGCUUGGAGAGGUGAUUCUUGCAAAGUCUGUGUAGGCAAAUAUGGUGAAGACUUAUCUCAUGGUUGGUAUGAAGCUGCUAAUACAAUGAAAUGGGGUUUACCUUUUGGUUGGACUGCCACUCAAUUGGCUUUCAACAUUGUAGUCUUUGGUGAUGCUAUGAAAGCUGUGGAUGAAUUGGCUGAAGGUCUUGAAUUACUAAAAUGGGGAGCGGAUUAUCUUAUCAAUGCUCAUUAUAACGAUACUCAUGUGGUAGGUCAAUUAGGAACAUCAGCUCUUGGACCUAUCUCUAAAUUGAUUGAACUGGAUGUGGAUUUCAACUAUUGGGGACCACCUGAAGAAUAUGAACAAUGGGUUCCUACUGGAUUACCUCACGAAGCGUCUUACAUUACUCCUGAUAAUCCAUCGUCUGAAAUCAUUGGUGAAUAUAGUGCUGCCAUGGCUGCUAUCUCGAUUGCUUGGAGACCUUACGACGAAGCUUUUGCUGAUGAUCUUGUGGAUCGUGCGAAAAGACUAUUCAAACUGGCUACUGAACAUCAAGGAAGUUAUGUAAGUUCGAAUGACAAUGCAUUCCAGUGGGCGACAUUCUGGUACCCUUCAACUCAUUAUGUGGAUGAAUUAGCAUGGAGUGCUGCUUGGAUCUAUGCUGCUACCAAGGACCCUGACUGGUUGGACACAGCAAAAGAAUGGUAUCUUAAAGCUUCGGAUUCUUUUACUGAAUAUUCUUGGGAUGAAAAAGGUGGUGCCUUACAUGUCUUGCUCUAUCUAUUCACCAAAGAAGAAAUGUUUUAUACCAAUUCCAUGGAAUAUUUCAAUCAAUUCUUACCCAAUCCAAAUCAAAUCGUCAAGUAUACUCCUCGUGGUCUAGCUUACAUCGAACAUUGGGGUUCUGUUGGUUACUCUGGUAAUGUGGCUUUCUUGAUGUUAGCUAUGGCCAAAGCAAUGGAUUACAAAGGUACAGAAGCAGAACAGAUGGUCACUUUUGCUACACAACAAAUCAACUAUGCUCUUGGCGACUAUGGUUACUCUUGGGUAGUUGGAUUUGGUGAUAAUUUCCCUUCCAAGCCCUAUCACAAGUCAUCCUACAAUAGUUACAUUGAUUAUCCUAUGCGUGGUGAAUUCCAAGAUAAAGUGGAAAAGGACUUUUCUGAAAGCAAAACAGGUCAACGAUUCAUUCUUUAUGGUGCUGUUGAAGGUGGACCUAGUGUGGAUGAUAGCUGGUAUGAUGAUCGUUCCAACUAUGAAUACUCUGAAGUCACACAAGAUUACAAUUCAGCUUGGACUGGUGCUAUUGCAGGUUUAAUUGAUUAUUAUGGUGUGGACAAGUUUGAACCUUAUACUGAUUGUGGUCUUGAUCUUGGUUGGUCUCAUCCUAAUGCAUCUACUCCUCCUGCCUGGCCAGCAGAUGAUUGUUAUCACACUUGCAACAAAGGAUGUCCUCGUGGUGAAAUGGCUUCAUCUUAUUCUUGGAAGUUAUUGAUGAAUCCUCAGGCGGCCGAAACAAUGAUAGACACUCUUUAUCCCGGACAAGGUGCUGCUCGUGCUUUUACAGUGACUGGUGGAAAUAGUAUCAAGCAACAAGCUAAACCAAACGAUCAAGGUGAAAAACAACAAGUUGAUGAUGAAAACGGCAAAACAGAAGGACACAAAAAGAAAAAGCAUCAUCAUCAUCAAAAAGACAAGAAACAAAAAACAUCUACUGCCAAUCCCUCUCCUUGUUCCUCCUAUGUGGUGUCUGUGUUGGCCGCUCUUAUAUCCUUGAUAUUUAUUCGUUGAAGCAAUUGGCAUCUUUUUUUUUAUCAUUAUCUUUAUUUUUAUUAUUAUUCAUUUAGUUUAGAUUUAUAUGUACAAUUAGUUUAGUGGACAUUUUUUUUACUGUUGUUAUUUGACGACUCAUUAGAUCGAAUAAAGGAAAACAUGUUGUCUACAA